AUGGAUAACAAGAAGAGGAUCAUAACAGCCAGCUUCAAUCAAGACGCAACAUGUUUCAGCAUAGGCACCAUAGCCGGCUUCCGCAUAUUCUCCACAGACACGGCCAAACCAAUCUCAAAACGGGAAACUCUGACAAUCAAUGAAAACAACGAGGAUGGCGCACACCUGCCAGACGACUCAAAGGGAACUACUGCUCCUGCUGCUGCCACCUCAAGGUCACAGCGGUUCAUGGGUGGAAUUGCUAUUGUCGAAAUGCUGCAAAAGAGUAAUUAUAUGGCAUUGGUUGGUGGUGGUAAACAGCCUGCAUUUCCUGCUAAUCGAGUCAUGAUAUGGGAUGAUGCAAAGGAGAAAAUGGUCAUUGAAAUGGAAUUCUUGAGUCAGGUCAAGGCUGUCAAACUACGAAGAGAUCGUAUUAUUGUCGCACUACUGAACAAGGUCUUUGUAUAUACUUUCUCGGCCAAACCUCAACGUCUCUACACAUUCGAGACCGUCGAUAACGAUCUAGGUUUAUUGGCAGUCACUCCAUCUCCCUUCUCACCUCCAUUAUCAUCCACUUCCAAUACAAGUAAAAUACCAUAUACAGCACUCCUCGCAUUCCCUGGUCGCACCAAAGGGCAAAUCCAACUGGUCGACCUACGUGUAUCUUCGUCCUCGGCGAUAUCUGCAACCCCUUCAUCCACAAACAUCACAUCGUCGCUACAACCAUCUGUAUCUAUAAUAGCCGCACACAAUACACCACUAGCCGCACUCUCCGUAUCCAAUCAAGGUCACUUGCUCGCCUCAGCCUCGGAAACUGGAACCCUGAUACGGAUUUACGAGACAAAGUCUGGACGUCUGUUGAAUGAACUGAGGAGGGGUGCUGAUCGAGCUGAUAUAUACUGCAUUGCAUUCAAUCCGUCAGCUACUAGAGUAGUCGUUGCUUCGGAUAAAACUACAAUACAUAUCUUCAACUUGACUGCAUCGAAUGGACGUGGAGGCAGUGGUGGUAGUAUGAGCAUGGCACAAGCAGGUCCGUCUCGACCCAUAUCACGACCACCACAACAACAAUAUAGUAGAAUCACGCCACAAACUUCGGAUAGACCAGCACUGCCUGCCCGAACUCCAUCAGUAUAUAGCGACAGACCACACACCAGCAGUGCUAGCAGCAGUAGUCAUAAUGCUACCGGUACAUCAUCAUCAUCAUCAACGGCAACAGCAAGUGCAUACUCGGCCUUGUCAAGUCUAACGAGUUCCCUAAAACCGGGUAAUCGAUCAUCACCACUUUCCUUCCUAUCUCCAUACAUCCCUAUGGUUGGAACAUACUUGUCUUCCGAAUGGUCGUUUGCUCAAUUCACUCUUCCGUACGAGUGCAAAACUAUAGUCGCUUUCGUACCAAGAUCUGGAAACAACAAUGGUAACCACAGCAGCAGCAAUAGUAAUACUAAUUAUAGUACAGGUGGUGGCUACCCAACUACAACUCCUUCGUCAUCAUCAGCAGUGGCAACAGCAGCUAUAGAUGAAUAUACGUCUCUCGUUGCCCUAUGUAAUGAUGGAUCCUUGUACAGAUUCACAUUUGAUCCAAUAUUGGGUGGAGAGUGCGUGAGGGAAAAGUAUCAGCGAUUCUUUAGAGGUGUGUCUGCUGAACUGCCAGAUGAAGAAUGGGAGGAAGAUAUGGGUUGA
Molecule: messenger RNA, 1659 nt
Organism: Synchytrium microbalum
Lineage: Eukaryota; Fungi; Chytridiomycota; Chytridiomycetes; Synchytriales; Synchytriaceae
Exons: 2
Coding region: 1-1659 (552 amino acids)
Biological process (GO): protein localization to phagophore assembly site; autophagy of mitochondrion; nucleophagy
Cellular component (GO): phagophore assembly site membrane; cytosol; extrinsic component of membrane
Molecular function (GO): phosphatidylinositol-3,5-bisphosphate binding; protein binding; phosphatidylinositol-3-phosphate binding
Source: RefSeq, a predicted model, not a curated record